ACAGCAAACAAUUUAAAAGUGCACCAGAGAAUUCACACUGGAGAAAAACCUUACAAUUGUUCACACUGUGACAAGAGAUUUAGUGAUUCAUCAUCUCUGAAAAUACACGAGAGGAUCCACAGCAGAGAGAAGCCGCACACGUGUGAUCAGUGUGGAAAGAGUUUCACUAUUAAAAGUAACCUGAAGAUACACAUGAGAAUUCACACUGGAGAAAAACCUUACAAGUGUUCACACUGUGACAACAGAUUCAGUCAGUCAUCACAACUGAAAACACAUGAGAGGAUCCACACUGGAGAAAGAUCUUACAAGUGUUCAUACUGUGACAAGAGAUUCAGUCGUUCAUCAUCUCUGAAAUCACAUGAGAGGGUCCACACUGGAGAGAAGCUGCACACGUGUGAUCAGUGUGGAAAGAGUUUCACUAUUAAAAGUCACCUGAAGAUACACAUGAGAAUUCACACUGGAGAAAAACCUUACAAGUGUUCACACUGUGACAACAGAUUCAGUCAGUCAUCAUCUCUGAAAACACAUGAGAAGAUCCACACUGGAGAAAAACCUUACAAGUGUUCACACUGUGACAACAGAUUCAGUCAGUCAUCAUCUCUGAAAACACAUGAGAAGAUCCACACUGGAGAAAAACCUUACAAGUGUUCACACUGUGACAAGAGAUUCAAUCAGUCAUCAUCUCUGAAGACACAUGAGAGGAUUCACACUGGAGAAAAACCUUACAAGUGUUCACACUGUGACAAGAGAUUCAAUCAGUUAGCACAUCUGAAACAACACAAGAAGAUCCACACUGGAGAGAAGCUGCACACAUGUGAUCAGUGUGGAAAACGUUUCACUAUUAAAAAUCACCUGAAGAUACACAUGAGAAUUCACACUGGAGAAAAACCUUACAAGUGUUCACACUGUGACAAGAGAUUCAGUCAGUCUUCAUCUCUAAAAACACAUGAGAGGAUCCACACUGGAGAGAAGCCACACACGUGUGAUCAGUGUAAAAAGAUAUCUUCAGUGUGUUUCAUUCUGCAGGUCCACAUGAGAAUUCACACUGGAGAGAAACCUUUCACCUGCCAACAGUGUGGAAAGAGUUUCAGUCAAAAAGGAAACCUUAAAGGCCAUAUGACAACUCACACUGGAGAAAAUUGA
This is a messenger RNA of Megalobrama amblycephala (Wuchang bream), 1143 nucleotides long. Its product is annotated as zinc finger protein 226-like. The transcript has 4 exons. Lineage: Eukaryota; Metazoa; Chordata; Actinopteri; Cypriniformes; Xenocyprididae. The record is from RefSeq and is a predicted model, not a curated record. The annotation marks the transcript as partial. Gene Ontology annotation, biological process: regulation of cytokine production; regulation of immune system process; negative regulation of transcription by RNA polymerase II.